AUGUCUCGCCCCAAUCUUCCCGCAAAUGUCUCUUUCGAGAUGCCUGUGCCGCCAUCAAGGCGGACUGGCCAAGGUGAAGCCCCUCGACCACCUCCCAAGUCCUCGAGCUCGAAACCUUCCCUCGCCACUGUCGCAUCAGGCUCGACCGGCGGUCCGUUCAGUCCUCAAGAGCCUAUCUUAAACUACGGAGACGGAUACGUUGACGUCGGCCACGAACAAGGCUUUUCGGCCAGUAUUGGGGGUGCGGAGGAUAUGAGGAGGAAAAGAAGCAUGGUCAGGCCGGAGAGAGAAAGAAUUGAUCCAAAUCAUCGAUUAUGGCAUUAUCGUGAACACGCCACUGAGGACCAAAUGAAUGUCAUGCCAUCAUCAACCGGCAAUCAGCCUUACUCGCGUGGGGGAGCCAAUCUUCGAAGAGGGAAAUCCCUGCUUGCUCGAGAUUCGGACGACGUUGACCAGCAAUCCGGUCUCAAUCUCUUCAAACGAGGUGCUACCAUCCGCAGGCGUGCGUCCAGAGCAACCCCCCGUCAGCCUCCGACUGGUGCCCAAUCCAAUAGAGCUGGAGCGGGACAUGCAGACGACGAGAAGAGCGGCUGGCUCAGCAACAUCGCACCUGGACCAAAGGAUUGUUGGAUGAUUUAUUGCUACUUCCUUACAUGUUUAGUCCCUGGUUUCGUCCUUCGUAAUGUCUUCGGUAAGCGAACACCAGAAGCCCAACGCGCAUGGAGAGAAAAGAUGGGAAUUGUUAGCAUCGUCGCCUCGCUCAUGGCUUCUGUCGGUUUCCUCACCUUCGGUUUCACACAAACCGUCUGCGGGCAACAGAAGCUUCGGAUAAAGGGUGGGGAGGUCAAUAACGGUUCGCUGAUCGUCAACGGCUACGACUACGAUUUCUCUCGAUGGAACCAUCCCGCUGUGAACGGGUUUUUCAACGGAUCUCAAAAUCCGCUAUAUAUGGAUCAAUACAUGGCUGGAGGGAAAGAUGCCAGCUUUUUGUUUCAGAACGUAAACCUUAAAUGUCGAGGGGUCAUCACACCUGCCACUGGAAGUGGCAUACAGAAAAGUGCUGACGGCACCGAACUGGGAUGGUAUUUCCCCUGCAACCUUCACCAGCAAAAUACGAGUUUGCCCAUCAAUAAGACCGGUUAUACAGAUGCCACCAACUGUCACACUUCCAACCUCGCUCGUUCCGAGUUCCAAGCUAUCGUUCCUACCGCCGAGAUCUACUACACAUGGGACAUGAUCCACAAUACUUCGCGUAAUCUCGCCGCAUACAAGUCCGUCGUACUAGACUUUGAUCUCCUUCAAUGGCUCGACACAUCUCAGGUGUCUUUCCCUCCCUUCUUCAACACUGUCAUGUCACGCAACACGACGUUUGCAGGAACCGAUAUAACGGCUUUGGUCAAGCGGGCUGACUACACCCAAUACGCCGAGUGCAUGUCCGACAUCAUCAAGGUCGGCUUUGUCGAUAGCAUUUCAAUCGGUUGUGUCGCCUCUGAUAUCGUGCUCUAUGUCUCGCUCGCGUUCAUUCUCGGUGCUGUGGGCAUCAAGUUUGCCAUGGCGGUAGUAUUCGGUUGGUGUCUUAGUUGGCGCUUGGGUAACUUCAAGAACGAGAGUUAUCAGGAACGAAUGAGGAGAGCCGCAGAAAUUGAAAAUUGGACGGAUGAUAUUUACAAGGCGGCCCCAGGAUAUCUUCGACCGAAUGCGGCCCAACGUGGAGGAGGUGGAGGCAAUAGAAGGACAGUCUUCCUACCAACCACUUCGCGUUUCAGCAAGGCUGAACCUAUGAUGGUCUCUUCUUCCCGACCGUCCACGGCGUACGGUAUGGUGACCGACAACCGGCGCCAAGCAACAAGCAUGUAUGGUAGCAAGUUGACGCCUAGCGGUGCGCGCAAUUCUCCCCCAAAUUCUCCAAUGCUACGCAACUCGAGGAGUUCUACUUCAUUGCCAUUUCGAGAUGAAUCUCGUCUGUCCCUGUCUGAUGGAUCUUCGAGCGCCAACAACAACCCCUACAAUUGUCCCUUUCCUCUCGGUCAUGUUGUUCCCCAACCUGCUGCCGACUUUCAGCCUUUCGGCUUCCCCUUGGUAUAUUCGAUAUGCUUAGUGACGGCGUAUUCGGAGUCGAUCGAGGGUCUUCGUACCACCCUGGACUCGCUCGCCACCACCGACUACCCUAACAGUCACAAACUCUUGCUUGUCAUAUGUGACGGUAUGGUUCGAGGUUCGGGUUCCAAGUUCUUUACCCCCGAUAUUGUGCUCAGCAUGAUGACCGACUUCAUCGCUCCACCUGAAGACGUAGAAGCGCACUCGUAUGUAGCCAUCGCCAACGGUCACAAACGUCACAAUAUGGCAAAGGUCUACGCUGGGUUCUACAAGUAUUCGGAUGAAACAACCGAGAAGUCCAAGCAGCAGCGCGUGCCCAUGGUGGUGGUCUCGAAAGUAGGCAACCCCCUUGAGACGAAUGAUGCCAAACCUGGUAAUCGUGGGAAACGAGACUCUCAGAUUGUGCUAAUGAGCUUUCUGCAAAAGGUCAUGUUCGACGAACGUAUGACGACUUUCGAAUACGAGUUCUUCAACUCUAUCUGGCGAGUAACUGGUAUACCUCCUGACAAGUAUGAGACAGUGUUGUGCGUUGACGCCGAUACCAAAGUUUUUCCUGAUUCGCUCACUCGGAUGAAUGCCUGCAUGGUCAACGACUACGAAAUCAUGGGUUUGUGCGGCGAAACCAAAAUUGCCAACAAGUCGGAGACGUGGGUCACUAUGAUUCAAGUAUUCGAAUACUACAUCUCCCACCACCUCACCAAAGCAUUCGAAUCGUCGUUCGGUGGUGUCACCUGUUUGCCCGGUUGUUUCAGCAUGUACCGUAUCAAGGCACCAAAAGGAGACUUGGGGUACUGGGUGCCCAUCCUUGCCAAUCCCGAUAUCUGCGAGCAUUAUUCCGAGAACGUGGUCGACACAUUGCACAAGAAGAACUUGUUGUUAUUGGGCGAAGAUCGAUAUCUAUCCACUCUCAUGCUAAAGACUUUCCCCAAGCGUAAAAUGAUGUUCUGUCCUCAAGCCGUCUGCAAAACCGUUGUUCCUGACACCUUCCGGAUCCUUCUCUCUCAAAGAAGAAGAUGGAUCAACUCGACCGUUCACAACCUGUUCGAGCUCAUGCUGGUGCGCGACCUAUGUGGAACAUUCUGCUUCUCAAUGCAGUUUGUGGUCUUCAUGGACCUCGUCGGUACACUCGUGCUUCCUGCCGCCAUUUCGUUCACCCUGUAUAUCAUCAUCAUCGCCAUCAUUCCCGAAUCCGUCACCCACUUGCCCCGUCCUACCGUCUCGCUUAUCCUGCUCGCCUUCAUCCUCGGUCUGCCUGGUGUUUUAAUCGUCAUCACCUCGCGUAAGGUGGUGUAUGUAGGUUGGAUGCUCAUCUACCUGCUAUCUUUGCCAGUAUGGAAUCUCAUUCUCCCUGCAUAUGCUUAUUGGCACAUGGACGACUUCACUUGGGGUGAGACCCGUAAGAUUGUUGGUGAGGGUAAAGAGCAUGCCCAUGGUGACAAGGAAGGGAUCUUUGACUCGAGUCAUAUCGUCAUGAAGCGAUGGGUAGAGUUUGAACGUGAGAGAAGGUGGAGGACUGGUACUGUUUCCAGGGAUGACUCGUAUGAUAUGAUACAUCGUGCCAACUCCCCAAAAAGCGGGUUCCCCGACAGAAGGUCUGUCGUUUCCACCAGCGAGACAUAUACGAGCGGCUUUGGUUAUAACAGUGGUCCUGGAUCUAUCUCUACCGAAACUGGUCCGCUUUUCCGCAACAGCCAAUCAUUCGGCAACAUGCAACCCUUCACCACCAGUCCUGAUCCCAAAUACGAUCCCGCCAGCAUGUCUCAGCUCGCUCUUCCGGCUUCCCGAGCCUUCGUCACGGGUCGAGAUCCGUCACCAGCCGCCUCUACAGAAUCAGAGCACGCCGCUGGCAAGUUGGAACGUGCUCCGAGCGAUGACCCUUCUUCUCUCUCUGGCAGCAGUCACGGAUAUUAUCACACAUACAACCCUGAUCCUUAUUCCGACGAAGCGGAAGCUCCCAUUUUACCCCCUAAUUUCCCCAUGAGCGCUACGUCAUCCUCCGAUUCGUACGCUCAUCCCCAACAACAAUACUACAACGAACCGUCCCAACGGAGGAGACAUCUUUCACAAUCUGGCCAAGCUAGAGGAGGUGUGAGCUUGGUGGACGCUGGACCCGUCCCGGCGGCCAACCAAAUGGCGCCUCAUGAUCCCGUCCGACGUGUUUCCCGACAUCAAAGACAAUCAUCGAGACAAGGACAGAUAGUCAGUCCAAUCUCAAGUUCGAAUCAUGGAGCUUUACCUCCCGGUGCGGCCCCACCCCAAUUCUGAUAUGUAAAAGUCGAGAUAAUUCUGCAUACGAGGACAAUGAUCAGUAGCUAGUAGUACAGAGACGUGUUUGUGACGAUUCGAUGACCAGUGUAAUUGCCCUGACCGAUUCUAAUGCCCCUUCACUGAGGAACGUCUGCGUGUCUGCUAAAGUAGAUGUGACCAGACGUUGAUGCUGAAGGGUCGGACCAAGUGGGGAGAUGCGUAUACACGAUGCAUGACUGAGUCGUUCCGUCCUC
Messenger RNA from Tremella mesenterica DSM 1558, 4598 nucleotides. RefSeq lists its product as uncharacterized. Lineage: Eukaryota; Fungi; Basidiomycota; Tremellomycetes; Tremellales; Tremellaceae. The coding region runs from base 1 to 4362 and encodes 1453 amino acids. Gene Ontology annotation, cellular component: cell septum; cell periphery. The transcript has 4 exons. Gene Ontology annotation, molecular function: chitin synthase activity. The record is from RefSeq and is a predicted model, not a curated record.